Molecule: messenger RNA, 924 nt
Organism: Talaromyces proteolyticus
Lineage: Eukaryota; Fungi; Ascomycota; Eurotiomycetes; Eurotiales; Trichocomaceae
Product: putative mitochondrial large ribosomal subunit protein L1
Exons: 3
Coding region: 1-924 (307 amino acids)
Source: RefSeq, a predicted model, not a curated record
AUGGCUUCCCCUGCCUCAGCUUUACCGGGGGCUUCAAGGAGGAUUUUGUUCUCCGGCCGGUCCUCUCUGCGGACAGAGGUUCAGAUUGCCCCUUUCUUGUACCCUCUUCUACAACACCAGGUCCGCAGUGCCUCAAGUAAUCCUCAGGCCAGGGGAAAAAAAGACAAGGACAAAAACAAGCCCAAGAAGAAGGAAAAGGGCCCGAGGGAUUAUGAGCAGAAGGAUCUGAGUCUAAUUGACCGAUACUCCCUCUGCGAUGCUAUGAGAUACAUCCGUGCAUUCGAAGUCGGACAGGACCGUGAAACGUCGAAAUAUGAGAUUCACAUUCGGCUCAAGUCUAAGCGGGACGGUCCUGUUAUCCGAAACAUGCUACGAUUUCCACACGCUGUCCAGACCGAAUCGAGAAUAUGUGUUAUUGCUCCUCCGGGGUCGAAACAUGCCAAGGAUGCUUUGGCGGCAGGCGCUUCACUUGUUGGAGAACAAGAAAUUUUUGAUGCUGUCAAGAAAGGAAUCAUUGAAUUCGACCGAUGCAUCUGCCACACGGACAGUCUCAAUGCUAUGAAUAAAGCUGGGUUGGGACGAUUCCUCGGCCCCAGGGGCUUGAUGCCAAACGUCAAGAAUGGCACCGUGGUUGACGACGUCGGAAUUCGAGUGCAGAUGCUUCGUGGAGGCACUGUGUAUCGUGAGAGAGAUGCUGUGAUUCGGAUGCCCAUUGGCCAACUGGGUUUCUCGCCCGAGCAGCUCCGGGACAAUUUACGAACCACACUUGAGCAGAUCAAGAAAGAUGCCAACCAGAUGAGCGACCGUAUUACCAAGGAGGUUUAUGAAGUGGUGCUGAGCUCAACGAACGGCCCCGGCUUCAGUCUCAAUGGUGAUUUCAAAUCCGACAACUCUAUCGACGCAACCUACCUAACUGGAUUGUAA